Mugil cephalus (flathead mullet) is the source of this 1882-nucleotide messenger RNA. RefSeq names its product aspartate beta-hydroxylase domain containing 1 (gene asphd1). Lineage: Eukaryota; Metazoa; Chordata; Actinopteri; Mugiliformes; Mugilidae. The record is from RefSeq and is a predicted model, not a curated record. The transcript is spliced from 6 exons. The coding region runs from base 283 to 1395 and encodes 370 amino acids.
AACAGUUGGAGCUAAAUGAUCCACCAGCACAAAAAAACACAAGACAUCAUAUGUUGACAUGAGUCAGAGUUUGAGCUUUUUUUGGAAACUUGAUGAAUCAGAGCUUUAGAGUCUCUGAGUGAAGUGUUCAACCUCCGUCUGCAUCCACCCAGAACAUGACACCAGGACCCACAGAACACAGAGUCAGAGCCUCGGAGGUGGACACAUCAACCUGCCCUGAAUGUUUCACUAAUGUCUUCCCUGUGCAUGCUGGGACCGUGACGUGAGCCUGAAGGAGAUUAAAUGGUCUCCCAUAGUGACAGGAUGCACUGGUCCAUGAACACGCUGCCCUUGUCUCCGUACGUUGAGCUGGGAGUCCAGUCUCUGAGCGGCCUCCUCUGGACUCUGCUGCUCCUCUUCCUGUGGCACUGUUACCGGAUCGGCUCCGACCUGCCGAUGCCGGGCCACCAUCACGGCGGAAAGCUCAAGUCCAGCUCCAGGCGCUCCAUGAUGUCCCGCGGGGGGGGCUGCACGGGAACAAAGAGCAGUGCACGAUCCAAGCUGUCGAGGAGCGAUCACAUUAAACCCUUCAUUUCCAUGGAGACGGUGGAGGACGAGGAGCAGGGACAGGGCUACCUCACCCCAGUGCUGAGUCAUGCCCUGUUCCCUCCCCAGGCGUCUGCAGAAGCCAAGAGGCUGUACACAGCUCUGCAGGAGUACGCCAAGCGCUACAGCUGGGUGGGCAUGGGCCGCAUCCACAAAGGCCUCCGCGACCAGGUCAGACUGAACGAUCACUCCACCAUCCAGAAGCCUCAUCUCUUCUUCCUGCCGGACGUACCCAGUGUUCCCUUCUUCCCACGUGACGCUCAUCGACACGACAUCGAGGUCCUGGAGGCCAACUACCCGGUGAUCCUGGCUGAGUUCAAGGCUGUUUACCAGCGAGGCAUCGACUCCAAACUAGGCUGGACCUGCCUGGGACCAAAGGGUCAGGCCGUGUUUCCCUUGUACAGCGCUGGUGUCAGCGUCGCAGGGAACUGUCGCUCCUGUCCACGUACCUACCGGACGCUUUUUUCCCUGCGGACUUUUAUAAACAGCAACUCGCUGGGCUCGGCAGGGUUUUGGCUGCUGGGGCCCGGAGCGACGCUGGGGAGCUCGUACGGACCCACCAACACACGGCUACGCUGUCACCUCGGUCUGCAGACUCCACCUCUGUGUGAGCUGGUGGUGGGGGGGGAGCCUCAGUGCUGGUCCGAGGGACACUGUCUCCUGGUGGAUGACUCCUUCCUUCACACCGUGUCCCACAAGGGGCCCCCAGACUCCGGCCCCCGGGUCAUUCUGAGCGUGGACCUCUGGCACCCCAACGUGGCGGCAGCGGAGAGACAAGCCUUGGACUUCAUCUUCAGCCCGGACCUCUGAGUCCUGUGCUCCAGGUCCAGUCCUGCUUCAUUCCAGUCGGUCAAUCACUGUGUGAAUCCGCCCUGACAGAGACACGAGGCUCCGGGUGGCGUCUGCUUCACCGCCUCAUCCAGGAAGUCACACCAAACUAUAAACCGACGUCACCUGGAGGCACAAAGAGCCCGUCUGGUGUUAGGAGCUGUAAAUAACGUCUAGUGAACGCAUGGUUACUGCUGCUAAUGCUGCUAAUGCUGCAUGCGCCGCCCACACUUCAGGAAGAUUUAUUUACCUGUGAAACGCCUCUAAUUCAACCAAGAAACUGUGAAAACAUUUAAAUUUAUUUGUCCACAGUGAAAACCACACAGGUCUGAACUCAUGGACACUGUGACUCUUCUUCUUCUUCUUCUUUGUGUUUGUUCCUGAACAGAAAUCCAUUGUUAUUUCUUGAUGUUUUACUUAAGUUGAAUUAAAUUUGACUUCUGUUGUGUUUAAAUGACUCAUAAAUCAA